Musca vetustissima is the source of this 2594-nucleotide messenger RNA. Its product is annotated as endoplasmic reticulum metallopeptidase 1. Gene Ontology annotation, biological process: proteolysis. The transcript is spliced from 9 exons. Gene Ontology annotation, molecular function: metalloexopeptidase activity. The coding region runs from base 1 to 2589 and encodes 862 amino acids. The record is from RefSeq and is a predicted model, not a curated record. NCBI's taxonomy places the organism in Eukaryota, Metazoa, Arthropoda, Insecta, Diptera, Muscidae.
AUGAAUUCCAAAUAUGAAAAUAUGAAAAUCAUUUACAAUCGAAGUAAGUUCGGUUGGUAUUGGGCGCCAGUAUUUGUAGCUUUCUGGUUUCUACUUUUUUAUUUGGCUGUCAUACCGAGCUUCCAUUACUUCCCCGACACGAUAACCAUCGACGAAGAAGCCAAUAAUCCCGGGCGUUUCAUUGGCGAAAGAGCUGAGAAUACGUUAUUGAGACUUACCAAGAUUGGACCCAAAGUUGUGGGUAGUCCCGCCAAUGAACAAGUGACCGUGCAUUUUUUGCUUAGCGAAAUAUCAAGUAUUAAAAAUGAUGCUCGCCUCGAUCUCUACGAUAUUGAAGAAGACGUCCAGGUUGCUUCGGGGAAUUACGUGCUAUGGGAAAUGGUUAACUGCUAUCAGUCGAUACAGAAUGUGGUAGUUCGGGUAUCGCGUAAAAAUUCCAAUAGUACAGCCGCCUUACUAAUAAACAGUCACUACGAUUCCGUUCCGGGUAGUUCAGGAGCCGGCGAUGCCGGCAUGAUGAUUGUUGUAAUGCUUGAAACUAUGAGGAUUAUUACAAAAUUCGACACGCCCUUGGAUCACGCUAUUGUAUUUCUUUUCAACGGAGCUGAAGAAAAUCCCUUACAGGGUUCACAUGCCUUUAUAACACAGCAUCCAUGGGCGAAAAAUGUGAGGGCUGUUAUGAAUUUAGAUUCGGCUGGAUCCGGAGGCCGUGAAAUUUUAUUUCAAUCAGGACCUGACCAUCCUUGGCUCAUGAAGUAUUAUGGCGCAAACAUUGUCCAUCCUUAUGCCUCAACAAUUGCUGAAGAAUUGUUUCAAAAUGGAUUUGUACCUUCCGAGACCGAUUACCGCAUUUUCCGAGAUUUUGGGAAGAUUCCCGGUUUGGAUAUGGCUCAUUCAUACAAUGGAUUUAUCUAUCACACCAAAUAUGACCGAUUCAAUGCAAUUCCCAGAAGAACGUACCAAUUAACGGGAAACAACAUAUUAAGCUUGGCAAAGGCAUUAGCAAAUGCCCCAGAGCUCGAAGAUCCAGAGAAAUAUGCCGAGGGCCAUACAGUAUUCUACGAUGUCCUCGGAUGGUUCAUUGUUUACUAUUCCGAAGAGACGGGCAUGGCUGUCAACAUUAUCAUUUGUGUAAUCUUCAUACUGGCAUUGCUGGGCUACAUUUGGAAUAUGGCCCACCAAACUGGGAUGUUCCGCCGUCGAAUUUUCAGCAAAUUUGGAAUCUUAUUCGGCAUCCAAUUGGCCGCCGUUAUCCUGGCAAUGUGUGUAACAUUGUUGAUUUCCGUCUUCAUGGACGCUGUUAAUCUCUCAAUGGCAUGGUUCUCGCAGCCUUGGAUGAUUUUCGGCUUGUAUUUUUGCCCCAUGUUCUUUAUUAUGGGUAUCUUGCCGGCCAUUUACUUCAGUCGGACCAAGGAGCAUGGCCUCCCAUUGGCCUACGCCAUACAGCUACUAAUGCACGCCCAUUGCUUAAUAUUGACCAUAAUCACCAUAGUAAUGAUUGCCUUUGGCAUAAGGUCCGCCUUUGUCAUUAUGCUGAGCAUUGCGUUCUACACGCUGUCGGUCAUACUAAACGUUGUCACCUGUUUCCACAAGAAGAAUUUCCACUGGUUGAUUCCUCAUACCGUUUGCCAAAUCCUGCCGUACCUGUUCUACACAUACAUCUGCUACGCCUUCUACGUAACGUUCAUACCAAUGCAGGGCCGUGAUGGAGCCAACAGUAAUCCGGAAAUUCUAAUUGGCGGAUUUACGGCAUUGAUGUGCCUGUUGUUUGCAGCGUUCUUGGUUCCUCUACUCUGCUUAUUCCGCAAGGCAAAGACCAUCAUAUCAUUGUUCGGAGUACUUUGUGUCGUAUUCAUAAUAUUGGCGGCCACCCCCGCUGCUUUCCCCUAUGUCGAAAAAGAUGCUCCUCAGAGAUUCUAUGCUGUGCACACUACCCGGACCUUCCACAACGGCGAUGCUGCAAUGAGUGUUAGACGCGAGGAUUCUGGUUUUUAUGUUGUACCGGUGGACCGCCACCCCCACUCCAUUGACUUCAUGUUUGAAAAUUCAAAUCUUACCAAGGCAAGUCGAAAGGAAGAUUGUGCAAAAGAAAUACAAUGCGGUUUCCCAAUCUACAGCACCCGAUGGCUGGGAUGGAGAAAUCAAAGUUUCUGGGUUCCGGCUUCUCAGCCCAAUCGCAGUGGAUGGCCUACUAUGCGAAUCGCUUCGAAACAGAGUACAGCUCCUGAUACGGUGGUGUUCAAUUUGGAGUUUGCUGGUCCAAAUCACAUCAGUAUAUUUAUUCAACCCCAGCAGAAUGUGUCACUGGUGGAUUGGUCCUUCACCAGAAUACCGUUAGAAAAUAAUUUCCAACCUCCAUUUUUUGUGUAUUUCUCUUAUGCUCUGGAUCCAUCCCCACUUAAAUGUAGUUUAACCUUUAAGCACCAACACCCUCAUUGGUCUGGCUUGACAUUCGACAUUGCUGUAAUUGGCCAUAAAGUAACGGACAAUAUCAACGUUUCCGACGAAUUCAGAGAGUUUUUAGCCAGCUUUCCUCAUUGGGCUCACGUCAGUUCAUGGACCAGUUCGUAUGAAUCCUGGAGUUUGUGAUUGCC